GAAACGUCUUUCUUUGAUAAUGCAAAUAAACUAGAAAGAGGAGGAACCUCAAGUAAAAUACCUCAAAGUGUUACAUUUAAUACAAGUAAUGAUAGGAGGUUAUCAAAUUUAAGGGUAACAACUCCAUCAGUAGGAAAUACAAAUAGUGGAUCAUCAUUGGGAAAUCCUUAUAAUUUUUCCAAGCAACUCAAUAUAGUUGUAUAUUUGACCUCUUGGCACUACUUGAUUCUUUUUGAAAUAGCAACCUAUCUACAACCUUCAGCUUUACAACUGCAAAUUGACAACCAGUAA
This is a messenger RNA of Funneliformis caledonium, 291 nucleotides long. The record is from the annotation of a GenBank genome assembly. Lineage: Eukaryota; Fungi; Glomeromycota; Glomeromycetes; Glomerales; Glomeraceae.